This is a messenger RNA of Lepisosteus oculatus (spotted gar), 4555 nucleotides long. The record is from RefSeq and is a predicted model, not a curated record. NCBI's taxonomy places the organism in Eukaryota, Metazoa, Chordata, Actinopteri, Semionotiformes, Lepisosteidae.
GUGACGUCAGCCUUAAACAAGGCACCUUCGGUAGCACUUUGCACCCCUUCGGCACGGAAUUAGUGGGGUUGGUAGGAGGAAUAGCUGCACCCAUCUUUCCAGUUUGCACGGCCUUUAAAAGCAAGGGGUGGGGGGAAAAAUGGAAAAUAAUAACUGUAACAUCCAUGUGCUGCUGCAGGCCGCGGAGUACUUGGACAGGCGAGAAAGAGAAGCAGAGCACGGCUAUGCAUCGCUGCAGCCUUUGACUAGCAGAGGGCUGUCGGACAAGAGACACAAACCCAAAACCAGGAAGAAUCCGGACAACGUCAGAUCAGUGCACAACGAGCUGGAAAAGCACAGAAUUCGGGGGCCCCUGGUAUUGCUGCCCACCCUGUUUCUGCACGAGUGCCCGCAUGAGUGUGUUUGUGCGUGCUCCGUUUCGUGCGCUGGGACCCCCGGUGGUGACUGCCCGCUUGUGCGCUGGCAUCCCUUCCAGAAGCUGCAGGAGCAGGAUGAGCAGGCGGAGAGGCUGAAGGACCGCCUGCGCUGGGAGCAGAGGGGCCUGCGGGGCCGCCUGGAGCAGCUGCUGGGAGGCGCGGAGAGGACGCGCAGCGACAGCCUGGGCUCCGCGCUGUCCUCCGAGAGGUCCGACUCCGACAGAGAGGACGUGGAGAUUGACGUGGAGAGCACGCUGUUUGUGUGUGUGGAGUCCGAGAACCUCGGGGCGACGCAAGCCGAAGGUGACCACAGCUAUUCCACCGUGGGGCGGGCUUGGUUAUGACAGAGCGCCAUCUGCUGGUCAGAAACAAAACUGAACAAAACAAACAAGUCCGUCGGACAGGCCACAGCAGGAAUGAAAAUGCUCCAGAUUUUCAAGGCACUUUUUCUGCACUAGAAGCGCAAUGCAAAUAUAGCACAAAAAACAGCAACUGACAUGCAUUUACCUUUUGAGAUGUACAGCAUUUUUCUAAAAAAAAUCUACUUCUGGGCCAGUUUGCAUGGGCAACAUGCACUGAUCUGAAUGGAUCAUUGUUGUCUGAAGCUUUCUGAUCGUGUCAGGAUUAAAAAAAAAAGUGAAGCAAAAAAAACUUAAGAGCUGCAAAUGCGUGCUUGAACAGGAUGCAGCCAACGAGAAAAACUAUUUUGUAACGACCAUGAAAUGACAUCUGUUCUGGAUGAAGUAUUCUCACUACCUUGACAUGACAUGCACAGUUAGCUCUUCUUUUGUAAGGAUAUUUUGCGUUUUUUAUUAUUUCAGGUAGUGUGUGCGUUUGCAAUGAGUUGAGAUUACAUUAUAAAAUUGUACUAGUGUGUACUGCAGUUAAAGGCACGGUGAAAUGCAGAUCAUGAAACUCAUUUAUCAAGAAAUAGAAAAAAGGUAGAAAUUACCUUGCAAAUUUACCACAGUAACAUUUUUACUAUGAAUUUAUUGGUGCUCUGUUUUAGUUUUAAGUGCGGUGUUUUACACUACCUAUUCAGCACCAUUAGAAGUUGUAUAACCAGGAGCAAUGCAAUUCAUUUGCAGUACAGCAGUCUGUUUUUUUUUAUUCCUUAGUGGCGAGUGGUGUUGUUGGAAGCCAAACAAAGUGAUCACCCUUAAACAAACACCCUUAAACAAAGUGAUCAAAUCCAGCAUGCAAUGUUCCCAAGCACUUAGUAGAUCAGAAAUGAUAAAUGAUCUUUGCACAGCUGGAAUUCCAGUUGCUUGAGGAAGGUUCUGAGCGAGUUCCCACAGGCAAGAUAACUUUGUGCCUUUUAUAGGAUGGAAGCGGAGUCGAUUCCUUUGUAUCCAAAGGAAAAAGGAAGCUGUAGGAUAGUUUUAGAGCAGUGAAAACUGUCAGUCUUGCACUCUGGCGCUUGUGAUGGCUUUUGAGUGAGGAAACACCAAUCCAGUUUUAGUCUCCAAUGCCUUCUCAUGCCCGUGUGAGCCUAAUUUAAUUGGCUGCUUUGUUUUAAAAGACAGUAUUUUCUUAGGUAAAACUCAGAUGGUGGGAGAUGUCAUUCACUCAGAACCCUGUAUGCAUCCUUUUUUUAAACCUUUGACAAUGUGAGACCAAUAGACCGAUGUGAUUGAAGUCAGAGUCUGAAGAGCAGACAAUAGCGCCUGCUCUGUGAGAGGUAACUGGCGGGAUGUCACGUGCUUUUAUUCUGACAAGAGCGUGGCAUUUAAGGCCAUCCCUUGUUAUGUGCUUCCUGAUCUUUUUCAAUUAGAUAAAACUACCCCAUGUCUAAGUGAAAAUUGCCAAACUGCUCACUGUUCGAUUCUUCAUUAUCAGCAAUGAAAAAAGCAGGAGUUAUUAAGUAUGUGAGAAUUUAGCUUAAUCUUGUGCUCAAAGUACACUUAAAGUUAAUUUGGAACAGAAACUCCUUUUUCCAAGCCCUAAUGCAUAGUGAGAAGUUGCUGAUGAAGGUUUGAGAAACCUGUUGAAGUGUGGGAGGUCGAAAUACCAUAAGCAUGCACGUCUAGCAUUGCAUGGUCUGUUAUCUGGAAAAAGAUUACUCCUAUUAAAUCUCUUGGUCCUUGUGCAGCUCCUGUUCUGAAAAGCUUGAGUCUUCCAUUCUGCAUGAAUGAGUCCUUGCUGAGGAGAGGAGCAGGAAGGGAGCCCAUGUGUACAGCAGGGCGUGGUGUGGGACCAGUCUGAGUGAAGGAUUUGUGAAAGGUUACAGCAGGAGCACCCCUGAGACUGGAGCCAAUGUUAUAUCUGGAAGCAGUACUCUUCCGCCACUGGGAAAGAAUAGACCAGUAACAGUACGGAAUGGAAUAAUCAUGAGCACAUAUUCCGUUUUCAGGAGGAAAGGUAUUGUGCCACCCAGGUAAUAUUUACGCAGCUUUUUACAGAGCAGGCGCACAGUACUGCUGGUGCACUGAGGACUGGCCGGUCCUGAUUCUGAGCACUCCUCUGCAGAGAGCUGAGGGCCACACUUGCCCGCAUUUUUCCAAUUAUGCUGACAAGCUUCACUGGCACAGCGCUUUUUACAGCAGUUCAUUGCACUUCUUUUGCCUUGUAUUGUGUAAGCUAAUUAGAUGGAAAUAUCCUGGAGGGACAUGCUUCAUUAUUUUAAGCUCUUAAGGUUUGUUUUAGUGAAUUGCGUUUUUUGUUAACCGUUUUGAAUUGCGCGUAUUCGAAUGCAUCACUGAAGUACAUUCCAGUUUUCUUACCAGCACUUAAGACCACCUUCUUUUUCUUUUGCUACUUACCAGCAAGCACUGAUUUUAAACAUUCUUUUUAUGGUUUUUUUUUUGCAUGCAUUUGUUUUCUUGUUCUUUUUCAUGAUGUAUUCUGGCACAUUAUUAAAUGUAAUUGUGCUGUAGUAUUUGUUUUGAAGGAAGGAAAUAACUCAGAGGUUAAACUUAAAACGUAAUUUUUAAAUUAGCCCUGUUUUUAGUCCGGAUUUAAAAACAAACCAGUGCUAGAGCACACCCUGCGAGAGGCUAUGAUCUAUAUUUAUGUUAUCUCCUCUGGGGUAAUUCCUUCCAGUGAUUAUGACUUAUUUAUUUUAAGGUGAUAGAUUGAAUUAAAAUUUGUGUAUCUAAUCUAAAAUUUUGUACUUAAGAUGUUGUGAAAACAAGACCAUAGGAAUGUCACAUUCUAUAGAGCAUCUCCGCCACAACACCCCCUUUUGUACUGCCAGCAGUUUAGUAUUGAAAAGCCAUUCGCUUGUGCAUGAUAGAAAUGUUCUACAAGAAACAGUUAUUCACAGCUUUAGUCUGCCAGCCCUGUUUAUAACUGUUUAAUAAGACCCCUGCAGGUUAAAUUAAAGUUUGCUGCACAAGACAGGUAAUAGAAGCCCCUGCCAUUGCAGCCCCUGUCCCCUCAGAGACUAUAGUGUACAUUUCCCAAGCUUCAAGAGGCACAAGCAUAGUCUUCCAUACUGCUGUGGGUUUGCAAAAUACCCGUGUAGGUUCUGUGUGGGACAAUGGGGAUUAAGCAUGCCAAAUGCUGGCAGAAACAAAUUCCAACACCUUUGCCUUACCGGACUUAAUUCAGCCACCAGCUGAAACAAAGUAUUAUGCUAAUCAAGCAGAUGGAGCCGACAGGUUUCGAAAUGCAGAUACUGCUUGGUCACCACGUUUGGGCAUUAAUUCAGUUUAAUAGCCAAGUCCGUUAACGCAGCAGGCUUGAGAGCUGGUACUGCCUGAAAGAACAGGGCUGGACAGGUGUCGAUACCGCUGUCCCUACGUUGGUCUGUUGAAGGCGUUUCUCAUUCUACACUUGCUGUAUGGUACAGGUGAAACUGGCAGUGUCCGACUUCGUUUUCAGAUUCUGCUAGGGUUUAUUGACAUGGCCUUCUGCAGCACCCAUGUGGUGCUCCAUUUUCUGCUGAUUAAAGCAUCAUUGCUGACUAAACUGUUGGUAUUUUAAUGUGCAGAUGAAGCUGUAGAAAUAGCACUUCCUUUAUAUUUCCUGCUUGAAAUGCACACCUUUUGGAUGUUUUUAGGGCUAGGUGGGCCGUUACCAUGUGAAUGGAAAGAAUAAGGACCAUUUUUAUGUACUUACAUUCCCUUAUCCCAGUAAUCUGAUGUAGCAUUGUUUAAUAUUAGAAUUUGUAUAAUAAAUAUUUUUAUAUAUUUAAA